AUGGUGCAAGCACAGUUUGUCAAGAAGGUCAAGCUCGUCCGACACGACGGAGCUCGCGAGUUUGCUACGAACUCGCUUCAAGAUUUCUACGAGGAUGAAGGCAUUGAACAACAGACUACGGUGCCGUAUGCACACCAGACCAACGGAACAGCAGAGCGCGCCAUUCGGAUCGUCACGAUCGGCCGCAGCAUGCUUCACCAUGCCAAGUUGGAUAAGUGCUUCUGGGCUGAAGCAGCAAUGACGGCCAUCUACGUCAAGAAUCGCCUACGUUCAUCUAAAGUUGUGCACAAGACCCCGUUUGAGAUCGUGUACAACUCCAAGCCAAGUGUCAAGCACAUGCGAGUAUUCGGCUGUCAGGUUUACAUACUGACUCCGAAGGAGAAGCGACUCAAGUGGGAUCCCAAGGCUCGCACUGGGAUAUUCUUGGGCUACGAAGAAGCAUCCAAAGCGUGUCGUGUUUAUGACAUCGAGGCGGGGCAGGUGGUCAUCAGUCGCGAUGUCAACUUUGACGAGUCCGCCUUUGGACUUUCGCCGCCAACCACCGCUGAAGACGCCGAUGACAUUGACUUCGACUCCCUCGAUCUGGAUGAUGAAGCGCCAGGUCAAGCGCAGUACAAGCAAACAGGCAAGCGCAAGAGUCGUCCCCAUGAUGAAAGAGUACCAGCUCCACCCACGCGCACAGUGCGUCAACGGCCCGGACUAGAAGAAUCAAGUGCGCCAGACGGGGGAACACCAUUUCUCUACAUAAAAAUUGUGGAAGGGCAAUGCGUGCUGCUGCUGGUGUAUGUGGAUGACGUGUUGAUCACCGGUAGCUCAUGCGAGCUAAUUGCACGCACCAAGACCGACCUGAAGACACGAUUCGAGAUGACUGACAGCGGCAAGUGUAUGUGGAUGACAUACUCAAGCGCUUUGGCAUGGAUGAUUGCAAAGCCGUCAAAAAUCCAGUCGACAAUGAGCUCUCGACUUGUUUCAAGUGAUGCAGCCACCAAGGUGGAUGCUCCGUUUCGCGAAGCGGUUGGUGCUUUAAUGCAUUUGAUGACUGCAACGCGCCCAGAUAUUGCGUUCGCCAUGGGCUAUGUGUCGCGAUUCAUGAGGAACCCCCAAGAAGGAUACUGGGUUGCAGUCAAGCGCAUCUUCCGCUACCUACUAGGCACCAAGAUGCACGGAAUCUGCUACAAGCCAAAUGCGAAGAUCGGUUUUCGUUGCUACUCGGAUGCAGACUGGGCCGGUGACCUCGCUGAUCGCAAGUCGACGUCUGGUUACGUAUUCAUGCUGUUGGGUGCGCCAGUGAGCUGGGGCAGCAAGAAACAACCAAGUGUUUCGUUGUCAACGAGUGAAGCAGAAUACAUUGCACUCAGUUUGGCAAUCCAAGAAGGCAAGUGGAUUCAUCGUCUGCUUUGUGAGAUGAUGAUGGCUGCCGAUAAAGAAGGACCAGAACUCAUGAUCCAUGAAGACAAUCAGUCGUGUAUCAAGAUGACGAAGAACCCGGUCAACCACGGCCGUGCCAAGCACAUUGACAUAAAGUAUCAUCACAUCCGUGAUGAGGUCAAGCGCGGUGAAGUGAAGCUCAAGUACUGUGAAACUUCGGUGAUGUUAGCGGACAUCAUGACGAAGGGACUUCACGGGCCACACCACAAGGAGAUGACGGCGACUCUCGGGAUUUGUGCGUGUUCGCAUUGA
This is a messenger RNA of Peronospora matthiolae, 1680 nucleotides long. The record is from the annotation of a GenBank genome assembly. Lineage: Eukaryota; Oomycota; Peronosporomycetes; Peronosporales; Peronosporaceae.